UCCAGAUCGGGAUUUUUGAGCAAAUCUAUAUCACUUCGCGAUUUCCAUAUCAAAAUAAUAGUUGUUAACUUAUAUAUUGUUUAAGUGAAUAAAGAAACUUUGAAGACAGUAUGGCUACGUUGGAAGAUAAGUCCAUAUGGGAGGAUGGCGAGGAAACUCUUCGCGAAGAAGUUCUUCGCAUGUCGACAGAUGAAAUAGUAUCGCGUACACGUUUGAUGGACAAUGAAAUCAAAAUAAUGAAGAGCGAGGUGAUGCGCAUCUCACACGAACUCCAAGCCCAGAACGACAAAAUCAAAGAGAAUACAGAAAAAAUAAAGGUCAACAAGACGUUGCCCUACUUGGUUUCAAACGUUAUCGAGUUGCUCGACGUCGAUCCACAAGACAUGGGCGAAGAAGACGGAGCUGUUGUCGAUUUGGAUGCUCAACGCAAGGGCAAGUGUGCUGUGAUCAAGACAUCAACCCGUCAGACGUACUUUCUUCCAGUGAUAGGAUUGGUGGACGCCGAGUCUUUAAAACCAGGUGACCUUGUGGGAGUUAACAAAGACAGUUACUUGGUUUUGGAGACAUUACCUGCUGAAUACGAUGCUAGGGUCAAGGCGAUGGAAGUUGACGAACGUCCGACGGAACAGUACUCUGAUAUUGGUGGCCUUGACAAGCAAAUUCAGGAACUCAUUGAAGCUGUCGUGCUUCCCAUGACCCACAAAGAAAAGUUUGAAAACUUAGGAAUCCAGCCACCAAAGGGUGUCUUGCUUUAUGGACCACCAGGUACCGGGAAGACCUUGCUGGCAAGAGCUUGUGCAGCACAAACAAAAUCCACAUUCUUAAAGCUAGCUGGACCUCAGCUGGUGCAGAUGUUCAUUGGUGAUGGUGCCAAACUUGUCAGAGACGCCUUCAGUCUUGCAAAGGAAAAGGCUCCUGCAAUCAUUUUCAUUGAUGAGUUGGAUGCUAUUGGUACCAAAAGAUUUGACUCUGAAAAGGCCGGUGAUCGUGAGGUCCAAAGAACCAUGUUAGAGCUCCUGAAUCAAUUAGAUGGUUUCAGUUCUACAGCUGAUAUCAAAGUCAUUGCUGCCACUAACAGAGUUGACAUCUUGGAUCCAGCUCUACUCAGAUCAGGAAGAUUAGAUAGGAAAAUUGAAUUCCCACAUCCAAAUGAAGAGGCGAGAGCGAGAAUCAUGCAAAUCCACUCAAGAAAAAUGAACAUGUCGCCUGAUGUUAAUUUUGAAGAAUUGGCCAGAAGUACAGAUGAUUUCAAUGGAGCUCAAUGCAAAGCUGUUUGUGUUGAAGCCGGUAUGAUUGCUUUGCGUCGUAAUGCUGUUGCAGUAACGCACGAAGACUUGAUGGAAGCAAUCAACGAAGUACAAGCUAAAAAGAAAGCCAAUCUUAAUUACUACGCCUAAUUUGUUGAUAUUGAUAUUUUUAUUUUAAAAAAAUAAGACAUUUUAUAACUUCUUAUACUGUAUAAAUAAAAUUAA
Molecule: messenger RNA, 1472 nt
Organism: Copidosoma floridanum
Lineage: Eukaryota; Metazoa; Arthropoda; Insecta; Hymenoptera; Encyrtidae
Gene: Rpt5
Product: 26S proteasome regulatory subunit Rpt5
Molecular function (GO): ATP hydrolysis activity; ATP binding
Source: RefSeq, a predicted model, not a curated record